AUGAUUGUAGAGGAAUGGGAUUAUCUUGAUAAAGUUGUGGAGCUAAAUUAUCAGUGGAUUGCAUUUGAUGAUGUUUGUUACCAUGUUCAGGUGAAAGUGAAGAAUCCAAACCUCUUGUUGCUUGUGGUUUCGUUACCAAAUCCACCACCUGAAGCAAUGUCCUUUGAUGGACUUCCAUUAGGAGCUAUAGAAGCCAUUAAAGCUACUUACAUGACUGGUUUUCAAGAGGUUGAAGUAUUGUCUCAUAUCACAUGGAAACCCAAAUGGGGAAUGAUCUUCUCUGAUAUCAAAAAGAAAGUCAGCAGGAACUGCGAGUUGGCUUCCCGUUCACAUCUCCGAUCAGUGGAGGUCCUGGAGGAUAUAGAAGGUGGCGGUGAGGACAUCUUCGAAUUUCUUUUCCGGCUCGCGAGGCGAAGGUGGCUACUUCUAUUGAUUCCGAGCUAUCUGCAUUUGUCGGGAUUAACGAAAUCCGGACAAUCUCCGGUGGUUAAUUGGGUUAGGUCCGUUGUGGCUGAGCUCCGAGAUGGAUCGUCGCACCAGGGUACUGUAACAUCAAUGGAACCGAAUGAAGGCACUUUCGUUCUUCACACUGAAAACACUAAGAAAGGAAAAAUCAAUCCUGUUCAUCUUGUUGAUGUUCCUGGGCACUCUCGGCUUCGACCCAAGCUUGAAGAAUUCUUGCCCCAAGCAGCUGCCAUUGUGUUUGUAGUGGAUGCCUUGGAGUUCCUCCCAAACUGUCGUGCAGCUUCAGAGUACCUAUAUGAUAUUUUGACCAAUGCGAAUGUUGUCAAGAACAAGAUUUCAGUCCUCCUUUGCUGUAACAAGACAGAUAAACUCACUGCACACACCAAGGAGUUUAUUCGAAGCAGAUGGAGAAAGAAAUCUGAUAUAGCGAACGACUUCUCCUUCUCGCAUUGCUACAACAAAGUCAUUGUAGCUGAGGCAUCUGGACUCACCGGAGAAAACGUCCAGAUCCAAGACUUCAUUCGAGAAUACAUCAAGCCUUGA
Molecule: messenger RNA, 1008 nt
Organism: Arabidopsis lyrata subsp. lyrata
Lineage: Eukaryota; Viridiplantae; Streptophyta; Magnoliopsida; Brassicales; Brassicaceae
Exons: 9
Coding region: 1-1008 (335 amino acids)
Biological process (GO): actin filament polymerization; protein targeting to ER; Arp2/3 complex-mediated actin nucleation
Cellular component (GO): Arp2/3 protein complex; signal recognition particle receptor complex; actin cytoskeleton
Source: RefSeq, a predicted model, not a curated record